Paramuricea clavata is the source of this 675-nucleotide messenger RNA. NCBI's taxonomy places the organism in Eukaryota, Metazoa, Cnidaria, Anthozoa, Malacalcyonacea, Plexauridae. The record is from the annotation of a GenBank genome assembly.
AUGGCGACCAAAAAUAGCGAAAUAAAACACGAGGAAAUGAUAAAAAUGAAUACUUUUAAAUCGAAUAUCAAUACAGAAUGUACUCGAUCUGAUCGUCGAUCAAAUGAGCUGGAAGUAGCCAUUGACAAUUCAUACGAUGGAAAGGCGAUCUUUAAAAUUCUGUGUGUGGGUGAUUAUUGUGGACGAUGGAGUAAAGGGGUUUAUAUUCAAGACUACAAUUCAUCGGAUGAAACAAUACGCGAAAAUCCUAGUAAUGGAUCGGUAAUUGGGGUUGAUUUUACCUUAAAAAUUUUGUACAACAAGUCCGGCAAAAAAAUUCGACUUCAAAUAUGGAACAUAGGCGAGCAGGAGAGAUUUGGAAACAUGGCUAGAAUUUUUUACAGAAACGCACACGGAGUUAUUGUGUUUUGGGGUGCGAUGAGUCAAUCGAUGGACAGUGCCUUAAAGUGGAAACACCAUGUUUCACAAGCGCUACAGCCAGAUGUACCAUUUGUUUUGGUUGUCGAUAAUGUAUUCAGGACACCGAAGAAGUGGAUUGGUCAAGACUUGGUCAUGAAUUCUCUGGACGAAAUGGACAGUUUUUGUCUCGAGCAUGGAUUUUUUGCGUGGUUCGACAUGCUGGAACGUGCUGCUGGGGGAAAAGUGUUUUCGCACAAGCUAUGUCUAAACUCGUGA